AAAGUCUUACAUUUUUGCAGGCGUAAAAGGAGGUAAAAAAAAGGGGAAAAAAGAAAAAAGAGGAAAAAGAAACGGACGGCUCUGAUUGCUAGUCCUCUGUCGGAUGGCGAUCGAGAGCUGUUCGAUGGAGCUCACGUCGGGUGCGAGUGGUCGAAUAAUACCAGUGUGUAAGAACAUCAAGGAUUCCGUACUUUCAUGGCGGGCCCUGAACCGCCUGGUUUUGGUUUUCUAUUCUCUGUUUCUAUGGAUUUUUCUUCUUCUUCAGUACAGGAGGCGAAAAGCGGAGAACCUCUCUUCUUCGCCUUUGUCUUCGAAAUCCGGCAGUGGGUUUCGAAGAAAAGGGGUUUUCAGAGAACAAGAGGAUACUUUGAAGAGAAGGUACCUUGCUGAGAGUUUAAUGGUGGGUGGGAAUGGAGAUGGGGAGGGUUUCUUCUUUGAGGAGAACGCGUCUUUGUUUGUGAAUUCGAGGAGGAAUGCUCUGUUUUAUCGGUCGUGGACUCCUCUUCCUGCUAGUGAGUUGAAGGGGAUUCUGAUCCUUAUUCAUGGGCUUAAUGAACAUAGUGGUCGAUAUGGACAUUUUGCUACGCAACUAACUGCAUGCAACUUUGGAGUCUAUGCAUUGGAUUGGAUAGGUCAUGGUGGGAGUGAUGGGUUACAUGGAUAUGUACCUUCUCUUGAUCAUGUUGUUGCUGAUACUAGUGCGUUUUUGGAGAAAGUUAGAUUGGAAAACCCUGGUAUACCGUGUUUCCUGUUUGGGCACUCGACUGGGGGAGCGGUGGUUUUGAAGGCGGCUUCUUAUCCUGCUAUUGAGGCCAUGCUUGAAGGAAUAGUUUUGACUUCGCCUGCCCUGCGUGUGAAUCCUGCACAUCCCAUUGUCAAGGCAUUGGCACCCGUCUUUUCUCUCAUUCACCCCACGCUCCAAUUCAAGGGAGCCAACAAAAGAGGCAUCCCGGUUUCUCGAGACCCAGCCGCUCUCGUGGCCAAAUACACGGACCCCCUUGUUUACACAGGCCCCAUAAGGGUGCGAACGGGUCAUGAAAUCCUUCGCAUCUGUAACUACCUUCAACGAAACAUGGCAGCCAUUACAGUGCCAUUCUUAGUUCUUCAUGGAACAGCUGACAAGGUAACUGACCCCCUCGCCUCACAAGACUUGUACAAAUUUGCUUCUUCUAAACACAAAGACAUCAAACUUUAUGAAGGCUUCCUCCAUGACCUGCUCUUUGAGCCUGAAAGGGAUGAGAUUGCAAGGGAUAUCAUGGACUGGUUAGAGAUGAGGCUUGAGUCUAAAUAAGUGUCACAGGGGUGUUGUUUUAAAAUUUUAUUAGAUUUCUUUGGUCUAGGAGUUGGGGUCCCCAAACUUGGGACAAAUGAGGUGGUAUGCUGGGUUGGGUGAAUGGUGGGGAUGUUGUGUUUUUCGUUGAUUGGAUUCAAUGAACGGUGGAGAUGUGAUGGGUGGUGUUUACGUAUGGUAAAUAUUAGCUUUCAGUUGUAAAGAUGAAUAUAUUAAAAGAAAAAGAGAGAAAAGCAAACAGAAGCCAAGUCUGGUUUCAUUGUUUGGUCUGAAUGUGUAAUGUGGGUUAAGCACCCUUGCUGGUUGGCUCUGCCCUUUGUAUUGAACAUUGGUUUAAUAUAUCAUAUUUCUGAAGAUGGAUUGGGAA
Molecule: messenger RNA, 1658 nt
Organism: Amborella trichopoda
Lineage: Eukaryota; Viridiplantae; Streptophyta; Magnoliopsida; Amborellales; Amborellaceae
Product: alpha/beta-Hydrolases superfamily protein
Source: RefSeq, a predicted model, not a curated record